UCAAAUUUAUCAGCAAAACUCAAAAUAAAACCAAAUUUUAAUUUUACCAAAUUUAUAAAUAAAGUUUUGAGUAUUUCAAUAUCACUUUAUUUACAGUAAGGUAACUAUUCAAACAUGUGGGUAUAUGGCUAUGGGUCUCUCAUAUGGAAGGUGGAUUUCCCAUACGAAACGAAACUUGUAGGUUAUAUAAAAGGUUACCUUCGAAGAUUCUAUCAGCACAGCAUCGAUCACCGAGGAGUACCGGAAAAACCCGGCCGAGUAGUCACUCUUAUACCAAGUGAUAAACUAGAUAGCCAAGUAUGGGGAGUAGCAUACAAGAUACGGGAAGAAGACAUAAAGAAGGUGACUGAACAUUUGGACUUCAGAGAAAAAAAUGGCUAUAGUAAAAAAACUGUAACAUUCUAUCCAAGAGACAUACAGAAUCAACCAUUUGAGAUUACGCUAUAUUUGGCUACAGAAGAGAAUGAAUCAUAUGCUGGACCAAAACCUAUAGAAGAAAUAGCAGACCAAGUAGUGUCCUGUGUGGGGCCAAGUGGGAGCAACAAAGAGUAUGUCUACAACCUAGCGGAUGCUAUGAGGCAACUGGUGCCUGAAGUGAAAGAUGAUCACCUGUUUGAACUGGAAGCGGCUGUGAAAAAAGUAGAUCCAGAUCUUAAAAGGUGCUGAUGAAUACGAUACUUGUAGUGAAUUAGAUAAUUUGCUAACAUUCCUAAAUUCUUUUACGUAACUGUAAAGUGCUAUGGAAAUGAUUAAAGAUAAAAGGGUUAUGUGGUAUAUGUUUAGUAGCUUAUGGUGUAGAGUAGAUUAUGACUAUUAUUUGAAAUAAUGCGCAUUUGUUCUCUAGAAGAUUUGUUUUAGAUAUUAUUUUAAUUUAAGUUAUUUAUUUAAGUAUAAGUACUUCAGAUAUACAUUUUGUGAUUGUUAACACUGCAAGCUCUAAGAGCUUUGUUAUUUAAGUAUGUAUUGUUACCAUUAUUAUAAUUAAAUUUAUAUUAAAUAAAUUGAAUGAGCUUAAAGAAGCUAGACACGUUCCUACUGUAAAAAUAUAAUCAGGUAAUUGAAAUACAACACUUAUCUAUAAAAUAUUUUAUUAUUAUUAUUACCUUGUUCAAUACUUUUUACAAAAUCAUAAAAAUAUACUUAUUAAAAUUAUUAUACAUUUUGAAAAGCGCCAUGCAGGAAUGACUUUUAGUUAAAUAGUUACUUAAGAUUUUAAUUUACACCAACUGUACCCAUAAUGGAAUAAAGUAGUAAAGAUAAUUAUAUAGGCAAGUAAGUAUUACGCACAUCAGUGGAUAGUCAUACGCCUGGAUACGUAUAGAGUUAGGUACAUACAUAAUGAAUAGCUGGUCUAACAUAGCACUUAUGUGAGUAGAUAAAUGUACAGCAUUCACUAUAAUUUUAUUUAGUUGCGACACCUACACAAGUACUUAGAAUUUUGAUGAUAUGGAGUGUCACAUGGCACUUACGUUUUAUCAUACAGAGAUAACCUACACUGCAUUAAGAUAAUAAAAAAGUGACAAAAGGAAGUCGAAACCUAAUAAUUACUAUAAAUAUAUAAAUUACCCACUAAAUAACUUAUCGAAUAAAAACCGAAAAGAAUAAAUAUUAAAAGAUUACUGCAACUGGCGUCAUAUCUCACAACCUUGAUGUAAUCUUUGGUAGCUUUUAACAUCGAUAAGUUUCCAUUCGCCAUCGUAUCACUGACUCCUGAUAUCUUUUUUUCUGCCUAGAAGUUUGUCGAUGAAACUCCGCUUCCUUUUGACUUUUUUCUUGUCG
Plutella xylostella (diamondback moth) is the source of this 1779-nucleotide messenger RNA. RefSeq names its product putative glutathione-specific gamma-glutamylcyclotransferase 2. Gene Ontology annotation, biological process: glutathione catabolic process. The record is from RefSeq and is a predicted model, not a curated record. Lineage: Eukaryota; Metazoa; Arthropoda; Insecta; Lepidoptera; Plutellidae. Gene Ontology annotation, molecular function: glutathione specific gamma-glutamylcyclotransferase activity. Gene Ontology annotation, cellular component: cytoplasm.